Messenger RNA from Camponotus floridanus (Florida carpenter ant), 3255 nucleotides. RefSeq names its product 1-phosphatidylinositol 4,5-bisphosphate phosphodiesterase. Gene Ontology annotation, biological process: phosphatidylinositol-mediated signaling; lipid metabolic process. The coding region runs from base 1 to 3234 and encodes 1077 amino acids. The transcript is spliced from 19 exons. Lineage: Eukaryota; Metazoa; Arthropoda; Insecta; Hymenoptera; Formicidae. Gene Ontology annotation, molecular function: calcium ion binding; phosphatidylinositol-4,5-bisphosphate phospholipase C activity. The record is from RefSeq and is a predicted model, not a curated record.
AUGACAAAGAAGUUCGAAUUUAAUUGGCGCAUCGAAGUGCCGGAGCUCUUGACGAAGGGCGCGGUAUUCGAUCGAUGGUUUGAAGACAAAGAGACGACCGAAUACGAACCGAAUUGCCUAUUCAAAGUCGAUGAAUACGGGUUCUUUAUCUAUUGGAAAAGCGACGGGAAGGACGGGGAAGUCAUAGAAUUGGCUCAAGUAAGCGAUAUUCGUUACGGAGGCACACCGAAGGAGCCAAAAUUAUGCAACAAGCUAAGUAAACAUGGAACGUUGGAACAGUUGGACGAAAAAAGUUUAACUAUAUGUUCUGGAGUGGAUUAUACAAACAUCAAUUAUCAGCAUAUUGUAUGUGCGAAUGCACAAAUAGCUAAGGAUUGGCAGACUGCUUUGCGUUUAAUUACACACAACACAAAAGCGUGUAAUGUUUGUCCGACGACACAGCUUAUGAAACAUUGGAUGCGGCUAAGUUUCCAAGUCGAUCCAAAGGGAAAGGUCCCUGUGAAAGUGAUAUCAAAGACUUUUGCAUCUGGAAAGACUGAGAAACUUGUUUAUCAAGGAUUAUCGGAACUCGGUUUGCCCAAUGGAAAGAACGACAAAAUAGAGCCUGAGGCUUUUACGUUUGACAAGUUCUACAGUUUAUACUUUAAGAUUUGUCCUAGAAAUGAUAUCGAAGAACUUUUUCAAUCAAUUACAAAAGGAAAAGCCGAUGCUAUAAAUUUAUCGCAGCUCGUGGAAUUUAUGAACACGAAACAGAGAGAUCCACGACUCAACGAAAUCUUGUAUCCUUUGUACACUGAAAAGAGAUGCACGGAAAUUAUCAAUGACUACGAGAUGGAUGAAAAGAUGAGAGCGGAAAAAAAAUUGACAAAAGAUGGCUUUAUACGAUAUUUAAUGUCGGAUGAGAAUGCACCGGUAUUUCUAGACAAAUUAGAAGAAUGGAUGGAGAUGGACCAGCCCCUCUCACAUUAUUACAUUAAUUCAAGCCACAACACUUAUCUCAGCGGCCGCCAAUUCGGUGGCAAGAGCACCGUUGAGAUGUAUCGACAAGUUCUGCUUGCUGGUUGCAGAUGCGUCGAAUUGGACUGUUGGGAUGGUAAGGGGGAAGACGAAGAACCCAUCAUAACCCAUGGCAAAGCUAUGUGCACUGACAUUCUUUUCAAGGAUGUGAUCUACGCUAUAAGGGACACCGCAUUUGUCACUUCUGAAUAUCCUGUAAUUUUAAGCUUUGAGAAUCAUUGCUGCAUGAAGCAGCAAUAUAAGCUGGCAAAAUAUUGCGAUGAGAUAUUCGGCGAUUUGUUGCUAAAGGAACCCCUAAAGGAUUAUCCUCUCGAGCCGGGAUGUCCUCUUCCUCCACCAUGUGAAUUGAAACGCAAGAUAUUAAUAAAGAACAAACGGUUGAAACCAGAAGUGGAAAAAGUCGAACUUGAACUUUUCCGUGCCGGACAAUUCGAAGAUAAGGAUGAUGAUGUAGAAGAUGCCAGCGCUCCUGCAGCUGCUCCACCUCCCGAGCCGCCAAAGGAAAGCGAAGCUCCUGCCGGAGGGGAGGGAACCGAGGAGGUACAAGUGACUCAAUACACGAGCAGCACUAUGCGAGUUCAUCCUUUUCUUUCCUCGAUGAUAAACUACGCGCAACCGAUAAAGUUUCAAAGUUUUGAAAUAGCGGAAAACAAGAAUAUACAUCAUAAUAUGUCUUCGUUCUCCGAGACUGUCGCUCUUAACUAUCUGAAAACUCACUCCGUGGAGUUCGUUAAUUACAACAAGCGGCAAAUGAGUCGAAUAUAUCCAAAGGGCACGAGGGCUGAUUCCUCGAAUUACAUGCCUCAGGUCUUCUGGAAUGCUGGCUGUCAGAUGGUGGCUUUGAAUUUCCAAACCCCGGAUCUACCGAUGCAACUCAAUCAAGGGAAAUUCGAGUACAACGGGACUACGGGCUACCUGCUGAAGCCCGACUUCAUGCGAAGACCUGAUCGAAGCUUCGAUCCUUUUUCCGAGGACGUCGACGGUAUUAUCACCGCGCAAUGCACAGUUCAGAUCAUAGCCGGGCAAUUCUUGUCGGACAAGAAGGUGGGCACGUACGUGGAAGUUGAUAUGUACGGUCUACCAGCGGACACAAUUAAGAAAGAAUUCAGGACACGAAUGGUACCAGCGAACGGUUUGAAUCCGGUCUACAAUGAGGAGCCAUUCUUAUUUCGAAAGAUCGUGCUUCCCGACUUGGCGGUGCUUAGGAUUGGCGUAUAUGAAGAGAGUGGCAAAUUACUUGGGCAACGAAUCUUACCUCUGGACGGUCUUCAGGCCGGUUACAGACACAUCUCCUUAAAGACUGAAGCAAACUUCCCGAUGGCGUUGCCGAUGCUCUUCUGCAACAUAGAAUUGAAGAUUUAUGUUCCCGAUGGAUUCGAAGAUUUUAUGGCCGCCUUAUCGGAUCCGGGUGGUUUUAGCAAGGCUGCCGAGCAGCAAAAUGAAACGAUGAAAGGACUCGGAAUAGAACAGACUGAUGCCAAGGCUGAGGCUAAAAAGAAGAAAGAGGAAGAGGCAAAAAGGGAGGAACUAAAAUUGGAACCCAUCACCCUAGAAUUCUUGAAGAAAGAGAAAGGUUUCAAAAUCGGCAAAAAGCAUCAGAAAGAAUUGGAUGCCAUGAAAAAGAAGCAUAUGAAAGAAAGGCAAACCAUGCAGAAGAAUCAUUGCAGUGCCAUCGAGAAACUAACUAAAGGAAAAGACAAAAAUUCUUUGGCGCAAGACGCUAAUGUAAAGAAAGUUAUAAGCGAACAAACGGCUCAAUGGUCCGCUAUGAUGGAGAAACAGAGGAAAGAGGAAUGGGAAUUGUUGAAAAAUCAAACACAGGGCUCUCGCGACGAAUUAAAGAGACUGAUCGAAAUUGUGCAAGCCACGCAAGUUAAACAGAUGCAGGCAAAGCACGACAAAGAUGCUAAGGAAAUGAAUACCAAUCAAGCGAAAGCAUCCGUGGAAACGGCGAAGGAGGUAAUGAACGACAAGACUUUGAAAACAAAAGGUGAAAAGGAUAGACGACUUCGUGAAAAGAAACAGCAGAACACGAAGAAGUUCUUGGACGAGAGAAAGACUAUGGAGAUCAAGCAGGGUCGUGAGAAGGAGAAGCUGAAAGUUACGCACGGAAAGCAAGUGGAAAAUUUAGACAAGGAUAUCGAUGGGAAUAUUGAGAUGUACAAGAAUGAAGCGAUUGAAUAUGAUUUAUCGCCUAAGACAGAACUUUAUAUAUAAAACUAUAUUUUCUAAUCAGCA